CACACAGUCAUGCAGCAGUUCGAAAGUGCGGAGAAAAACACAGUAAGAAGAAUCUUAAAAAUGCCCGAAAUACUAGCAGAACGAAAGGGAAAGACUCCAAAUAGAAACAAGGAAGAUAGAAUCGAGAAUGGCGAAUGCGACGGCAACCAGAAUAACGCUUUACUCGUAAAUGGAGAUUUAAAAGAACCARUUGAAGAAAAACCAAAAAGCAAAAUCGCGCGAAUCGAACGAGAAAACUCAACGCACGCCAACCUUGACUUUGGUCCACAACUCCGAAAAAUAAAAGUAAACGACCAAGUUUGUGAGCUACAGACCAUUUUGAGAGAUAGAACAACCAGCCGUGGAGACUUUAUAUUCUAUGGUGACAGAUUAAUUCGGCUUGUUGUAGAAGAGGGUCUGAACAUUCUUCCUUAUGAAAAGAGUACAGUAAAAACACCAACAGGUGCUGAAUAUGAGGGACUUUCCUUUAUGAGCGGCAACUGUGGAGUGAGCAUAAUGAGAAGUGGUGAAGCCAUGGAGAAAGGCUUGAGAGACUGCUGUCGAUCAAUUAGAAUAGGCAAAAUACUGAUAAAAGUACAUGAAGAAAGGCAACAACCAGUGGUCUAUUAUGCAAAGUUUCCUAAAGAUAUUGACAAAAGAAAGGUGUUAUUAAUGUACCCUUUAUUAAACACAGGAGCAACAAUAACCACUGCUAUCAAUGUUUUAUUUGAACAUGGCGUCCAAGAAAGAAACAUUAUCAUACUUUCGUUAUUCUCUACCCCAGAAGCUGUGAGAACAAUACUCAAGAAAUUCCCUUCAUUAAAAAUCCUGACAUCAGAAGUUCACGAGGACUGUUCUAUAUUAUUUGGACAAAAAUAUUUUGGGACUGAUGUCAAUUAGUCAUUUUUGGUUGGUUUUAUAAUAUUGUUUGUAAAGACGUUAAUUAAAAAUGAAGCAGUUGUCUGGGAAGGGGGAUAGGGAUAACAUGUACAUUGUCAACCCAAUUCACCACCUUCCAUACAUCAGUUCACUGGUAACACAGAAAGCAUUAAAAUAUUAGACCCUAACAGGUAUUUUCAUAGGAUUUUUUAAAUUUGAACCUUGCAGGAUUGACUAAAUGCAUUUUGUUUGACCAGAAGAUAUAACUAGCUAAAAACUAGUGUGAGGUGCGUCGGUGUUUCUAAUAAAACAGUAAUGAUAAAAAGGUAAAUUAUACACCGUGAAAAGAUGAAAAAACUUACUAAACUUACAUUUUGUUUGACCAGUGAACUGAAGUAUGGAAAGUGGUAAAUUUCUCAUCUUAUUGCCUAUAAACCUCGCAGGCUUCUCCCUAAGGGCUGCUUUGAAGGAUAAAAGGAUUACAGAAGAAGGGGAUGCAUACACUGCAGUAUUUGUGACAUACUGUAACCAAGGAAGCCAAUGAAAAUUAAUUUUGUCCAUUAACCCUCGUAUCAACCUGUUGAUACCCCAACAUUAACCUAUUGGUGUUAUUGUAGUUGUUACUUAGGCUGAUAGCUUUGCAUCGCCUGAAAUUAAUCAGCAUUAAUAUUCUAUAAAAUUUAAUCUAUUUUUUAUUUUAUCAUAUUUAUCACUAAAGUUACUGAUGGUUUGGAAUUAACCUUGCCAAACUAAGAAAAAGAUUACAGUUCUCUAAUUCCAUGAUAUGCUUCUCUAAGUUGUCAUGCACAAAGGUUUCAGUACGAGGCUCUAUGCUAUAUUAAAUUAAUCCUUUUCUGGCAUGUCACGUAGGCUUACAUUGGAAACUGUGUUCAUGACAGGCAAGGCACAUCUUAAGAGUGAGCUUUUACAAUGAUAAUUUUUAAUGAUGACGACGAUAAUGAUAAACAUUGACAGAUAAUGUUACAUUGGAAAUGAUGGUGGUUGUGAUGAUAAAUGAUGGUGAAAGUGGUGGUUGUAAGGACGUGGUGAUGAUGAUGACUAAUUGAUUGGUGUUGAUGGUUCGGUGUUGAUGAUGAUUGUCAUGGUGAUGCUGGUGUUGAUUAUCAUAAUUGAUGUUAAAAGAUCCUUGAUAAUAAUUAGAAAAACAAUGAUAUAGCAUGGUUAAAAACUGUUGGGCCAACCAAGCUCUCCCAGUCACCUCAAAGUUAUUUUGAAUGCAAGGCUUAUUGAUGGAAAUACAAAUGAAAUUCCAUUGACAAAAAGUAUAACUGUUUUCAUUUUAACUUUGUAGCCACUAUAAUUUUGAGAAGGUUCCAUUUAAUACCUUACACAACCCUUAAAAAUAACAUUUUUGCUGCAAUAUGGUAAUGUGUAGUUACAGAGGAAAUCCCCUAGGAAUUUUUUUAAGACCCCCUGCCCCAUACCACUAGUGGAAAUUCUAAUUUUCUCCCAUACAAACUCUGUAAUUUUGUUCUUUCUCUGACAUCCCUCCCUCAGAAAUUCCUCUGUGGGGUGGGUAUGGUUUCUGGAAAUACACAAUGACCAAUGACUCACACAUACUCGUUAAAUUUAUGAUAAAACAAUGUCAAAAAAAAGGAAAAUAAAUUAAUUCAAACUAUUGAAUACAAUAGACCUAUAA
This is a messenger RNA of Actinia tenebrosa (Australian red waratah sea anemone), 2518 nucleotides long. RefSeq names its product uracil phosphoribosyltransferase homolog. NCBI's taxonomy places the organism in Eukaryota, Metazoa, Cnidaria, Anthozoa, Actiniaria, Actiniidae. The record is from RefSeq and is a predicted model, not a curated record.